AUGCCAUCUGAUGAUGAAGAUUUUGGAGAUCUGACGUAUGAUCAGUGUACACGUAACAAACGACUGCUGACCAAAAAUCUGAACUAUGAUCAAGCUGAUGCACUAGCUAAAUUGAAUGAACAACCAUCGCAAGAUUUAGUUCAUCAAAUUGGUGCUAUACUCGAUUCGUGGUUGAAACAGCUUAGAAAAUUAGAAGCUCUAGACCAGCAAAUUCUCGACCUACUCGAUCCUAAGGCCUACAAAGAUGCCAAAGAGCUGGAAAAGGCUGAAGAUGAAGUUGUGAAACCCUACAACGAUUCUCGAAAGAAAUUCAACGAAGCCAAAGGUUUGUUGAGUGCAAUGGCAGCUCGCAUCAACAAAGCUGAUCAAGCUGCUCAGCAAAUGGCUAAAGCUCGUAAAUCCAUGGAUUCGUCAUUCGUUGGUGAAAAUAUGCUCGGAAACCCGCUCGCUAAACUACCAGACAUCAAAGUGCCUAAAUUCGAUGGUGAUAUUACCAAUUUCACUGAAUGGCAUUCGAUGUAUGUAGCAUUGGUUCAUUCGAACGAUAUGCUGCAACCAGUGCAUAAACUCUUCUUCCUCAAAGGUGCUCUCAUCAAGGAUGCCGAAUACCUCCUCAAAGAGACACCAGUGAAAGAGGGUAUGUACGAACUCGCAUACCAAGCAGUAUUGACUGAAUAUUUCAAUGUUCGAGCCAUUAUUGCUGCUCAUUUCGGUAAACUACUCGAUAUGCCGUCAAUUACGUCAUCCACAUUACGCGAUUCGAUCAGUAAAAUUCGAGCACUUAUCAGAGGUUUACAAACAUGCGAUAUCGAUGUUGCGAAGAUGUCUCCUCUCAUAACGUUCAUCACUGUUCGAAAACUGCCCGAAAAACUUCGAAUAGACUGGGAAAACAGCAACCUAGACUAUUCCGCAUAUCCCUCGUUCGACUCACUCGAUAAAUUUCUCAGCGCUCGUUGUUUUGCUUACGAAACAGCCAAUCUGAUGUCUUCUACCUCGAAAGCGACACCAGAAAAAACAAACGGCUCUUCAAAGAAGACAAAAUCUACGUUGGCAGUCUCGAGUCCUUCCAGUACUUCGCCGCAGACUACUCAACGAACUCCCUCGACUGUGCUGAAAUGUUUCGACUGCGGAGAAGCGCAUUACCUCUCACAGUGUCCGAAAUUUCAGGCAAAGAACGUCACAGAUCGCGAACUGUACGUUACCUCGAAAAAACUGUGCAAAAAUUGCUUGCGUCCUGGACACACUAGCAACGUUUGUCGCUCCUCAAAAUGUCGCACGUGUGAAAAGAAUCAUCACACUAUGCUUCAUCCCGAAUCAAAACCAGACCCGAAAUCCGAUGACCAGACAAAAGCAGUAGUAGCAAUUCGUUCUGGUAAGGAUGUUCUUCUGCCUUCUGCUGUCAUCAAAGUGCAAAUUGGCAAGAAAUUUGUACUCGCUCGUGCCUUAAUCGACUCGUGUUCACAAGUCAAUCUUGUCACGGAAGCGUUUGUGAACAAACACCAUCUCGUUAAACGCCCAUCUGCGUACAGUCUCGAAGGUAUUUCAUCUCAAACGGUACAUACAAGCUAUGUUGUUUCGUUUACUGUGAAAUCUCGUUUCAAUAAAGCUCAGCUGAAAAUCGAUGCAGAACUUAUUGGCUCACUACCUUACACCAUCGACUCGAAAAUGCAACGACACGUUGCCACGCUCGAACCAGACCUCGCUCUCGCCGAUUCUGAACUUGAAACCAGCCACGUUGACAUUCUCAUCGGUGCUGAAUAUGUCAGUCGCAUCAUGACUGGUAAUAAAAAGUUCGUCGGUGAUCUCGCAUUUGAAGAAUCGCUCUUCGGUUGGCUCACGAUCGGAGCUGUCAAAGUUCCACCUCUCGAACGAAAAUGCUGUUUGCUUAGUACAACAACGCACGACGUACUAGCUAAAUUUUGGGAAAUCGAAGAAGUCAAUCCUCCCAAGAUUACUCUCAGCGAACAUGAGCUUUGGGAAACCCACUUCCAAAGCACACGAAUUCGAUUACCUGAUGGCAGAUUCCAAGUUCGAUUACCUUUCAAGGAUUCAACUGAGAAACUCGCUAACACGUAUCCUCAAGCUCUCAGUGCUUUGUUAAAGUACGAGAAAUCGCCACUUCGACCUCGAUAUACCGAAUUCAUGCGCGAAUAUCUCAAUCUCGGUCACAUGCGUCUCGUUAAAGAUCCAGAUGCAGUUCAGCGAUACUACAUUCCGCACUUACCCGUGUUACGCGAAGACAGCUCGACUACAAAACUGCGCGUAGUGUUUAACGCUUCUGCCAAAAACAAAUCUGGUCUUUCUCUGAACGAUAUCUUGCUGAACGGUCCGAUUCGUCAAUCGUUUCUAUUCAAUAUUCUCAUUCGAUGGAGAAUUUUCCUAAUCGCCUUUUCUGCUGACAUCAAGAUGAUGUAUCGUUGUAUCGGUAUGAACGAAGAUGAUUGUCGAUUUCAAUCAAUCUUAUGGCGUUUCGAUCUUGAUCAACCUGUCGAAGUAUUUGAGCUCACAACAGUGACAUACGGAACAGGUCCAGCCGCUGCCGAUUCUACUGCCUGUGUCAACGAAGUAGCUGACACAGAAGUACCCGAAGAUGAACCCGAAGUGAAAGAAGCGAUAAAGGAAAUGACCUAUAUGGAUGAUAUUCUAUCUGGUGCGGAAAACGUUCAAGCAGCUAUCGUUAAAGCGCAAAAAAUUCACAACGCGCUUAUGAAAGCUCAAUUUCCUUUGCGUAAAUAUGUCUCAAACUCGACUGAAUUUCUCACCUCGCUCGCUCCUGAACUCGUUGAAGAAUUGAAACCAGUAUCGUUUUGCUCUGAUGGAGUUGCAAAAAUACUUGGUCUUCAAUGGUACCCGAACGAAGAUGUGCUGCGUGUUCACCAUCAAACGGUGGAUAUUUCGAAAGUCACUCUCACCAAACGAGUGGUAUCCUCGUUAAUUGCCAGCAUCUUCGAUCCGCUCGGUCUCGUAAACCCCAUAUUGAUUCGAGGUAAAAUCUUGCUUCAAGAAAUAUGGCGGCAAGAUUUGGCGUGGGAUGACCAAAUUCCUCACAAAAUUGAAAAAAGUUUUCGAGAAUACUACCAAGACCUUGAAAAGCUGUUUUCUAUUCAAAUACCUCGCGCUUACUCGACAUUUGCUCCUAAACGGUUCGAAUUAAUUGGUUUCAGCGAUGCAAGUGAAAAAGCUUACGGUGCUGUUGUCUACAUCAAAUCGUAUUCUUCAUCAUCCAUCGCUGUCUCGCUCGUUGCCUCAAAGUCGAAAGUCACACCGAUAAAGGAGCUCAAAGUUCAUCGACUCGAAUUACUCGGUGCUGUACUGCUCGUUAAUCUACUCUCAAAUAUCUCCAAAAUGCUGAAAUACGACGUCUCGAAGUCACGAGUCUUCUCAGAUUCUCAAGUCGCACUCGCUUGGCUGAAAGGUCCAGCAUCUCGAUUCGAUACCUUCGUACGCAAUCGUAUCGAACACGUCAACUCGAUCAUACCGUACGCUCAAUGGAGUUACGUCAACACGAAAGAAAAUCCUGCUGAUUUGGUCACUCGAGGUGUAUCUAUCGAAUCGCUCAUCGACAAUCAACUUUGGCUCCAAGGACCUAGUUGGUUACAAACCAAAGAUACUCCGAAAGUCGAAAUUAGUUUACCCGAGCCACCUGAAAAACGUCGAACUGUAUUGCUGUUAUGUCAAGCAACUACAGAAGCAUUCAUCAGCGAAUAUUCAUCGUACGAAAAGCUGAUUCGAAUGGUUCGAUUGUUUGUAACGUUCUACGCUCGAUUAUCUCGUUACGAAUUGCGAAUUUCGAAGAUCAUGUUCGAAGAUCCACGAUUACCGAUUUACGUCAUCGCUCGAAUUGCUCAGCUUACUUGGUUCAAGAACGAAAUCGAAUCAAUCCAGAAUCAAGUACCUUUGAAAUCUCGUAACACGCUCGCUUCGAUAAGUCCUUUUCUCGAUCAGUUUGGAGUACUCCGGGUAGGAGGAAGGCUUCGAAAUAGUCGCUUCUCUUAUGAUGUAAAGCACCCGAUCAUCUUACACGGACAGUCCGAGUACGCCAAACUACUUGCUCGACAUAUUCACGAAAAAUAUUACCACGCAUCACAAUCGUUUACUCGAUCAUUCAUACUCAGUCGCUACUGGAUAGUUACUGGAGUUCGGUGA
This is a messenger RNA of Planococcus citri (citrus mealybug), 4146 nucleotides long. RefSeq lists its product as uncharacterized. The record is from RefSeq and is a predicted model, not a curated record. Lineage: Eukaryota; Metazoa; Arthropoda; Insecta; Hemiptera; Pseudococcidae. The transcript has a single exon. Gene Ontology annotation, molecular function: nucleic acid binding; zinc ion binding. The coding region runs from base 1 to 4146 and encodes 1381 amino acids.